Messenger RNA from Pochonia chlamydosporia 170, 2835 nucleotides. RefSeq names its product reverse transcriptase. Gene Ontology annotation, molecular function: nucleic acid binding. Lineage: Eukaryota; Fungi; Ascomycota; Sordariomycetes; Hypocreales; Clavicipitaceae. The record is from RefSeq and is a predicted model, not a curated record. The transcript has a single exon. Bases 1 to 2835 code for a protein of 944 amino acids.
AUGGACUUGACCCGGCUCCGGCAGAUCUACACUUUUUGGAGAAACCAGGCCAGGGCCCGGAGAAGAGCGGGGCCGCUAGCGCCGGACCUGGAGAGGAAAGCGAGUGAGGCGGCCAAGGAAUACCAUCACGCUGUGCGAAAGCAAAAACGGCGGCAUUGGGAAGAGUUCCUGGCCGAAGAUGGCAACAUCUGGAGAGCAUCCAAGUACCUGGGGCGGAGAUCUGCGAACUUGGAGGAAAAGGUACCGCCGCUAAAGAAGGAGGACGGAAUGACGACGACGGGCCGGCUGGAGCAGGCAGAGGAGCUGCUCCGCACCUUCUUCCCGCCGCUGCCGAUUCAAAUCGAGGAUGAGCUUGAGGGGCCGCCACGAGCGCCGCUGGCGUGGCCAGAGCUGACCAUGGAAGAGGUGGAGAGGAAGGUGAUGGCUGCCAAGCCAUGGAAGGCGCCCGGGGACGAUGGCCUGCCGGCAACGGUGUGGAAAGAGCUGUGGCCGGUGGUCAAGGAACGGGUACUGCAUCUGUUUCGAUUAUCACUCGGGAGCGGCGAGCUGCCUCGGCAGUGGAGAAGCGCGAGAAUCAUCCCGCUGAAGAAACCUGACAAGGACGACUACACGGCGGCGAGAGCCUGGCGACCGAUCUCCUUGCUCUCAACGCUGGGCAAGGUGUUAGAGGCGGUGGUGGCGGAGCGAAUAUCGUAUAUGGUCGAGACGCAUGGCUUGCUACCGGCCAACCAUUUUGGCGCGAGGAAGCGACGUUCGGCCGAGCAAGCGCUUAUUCUCCUGCAGGAAAACAUAUACAGAGCAUGGAGGAUGGGCAAGGUGCUCAGCCUGGUGAGCUUUGAUGUCAAGGGAGCAUACAACGGCGUGUUCAGGGAGAGACUGCUGCAGAGGCUGGCGGCACGAGGUCUGCCUGGGCAGCUGGUUCGGUGGGUGGAUGCGUUCUGCUCCGGUAGGACGGCCAGCAUCGACGUCAAUGGAUACCACUCCCCCCAGAAACCUCUCCCACAGGCGGGCCUGCCGCAGGGGUCUCCGCUGUCACCAAUCCUCUUCCUCUUCUUCAACGCGGAUCUUGUGCAGACGAGCAUCAGCACGACGGAGGGGGCAAUCGCCUUCGUGGACGACUACUCGGCCUGGGUGACAGGGAAGACAGCGGAGGCGAACCGGGACGGGAUCCAGGCCAUCAUCGACCGAGCCGUGGCCUGGGCGAGGCGGAGCGGUGCGACUUUUGAGGGCAGCAAGACAGCCGUUAUCCAUUUCACGAGAACGGCUAGACGUGGCAGCCAGAACAACUUCGUGGUCAAUGGACAGACUAUACAACCGAAGGACACCGCCAAGGUGCUGGGAGUGGUGCUGGAUGCAGAGCUCAGAUACAAAGAGCACAUUGCCGAGGCUGCUGCCAAGGGCCUGUCUGUCGCGAUGCAGCUUAAGAGACUCCGUGGAUUGUCCCCGCGCGUGGCCAGACAGCUGUUCGCGGCUGCAGUGGCGCCGGCCAUGGAUUAUGCCUCCAAUGUGUGGACACACGCUUGCGGUGAGAAGGAGACGAUCUGGUUGAGCCAGGCACAAGCAGUCGGUGCGCAGGCCGUGACAGGGGCAUUUCGAAGCGUCGCCGCGGCCAUCGCAGAGGCAGAGGCGAGCAUUGAGCCAGUGCUUCAACGACAUGCCAGGGCUGCCGCCAAGACGUGGACCAGCCUACGCACCCUACCGAGCGAACACCCGCUGGCGAGACUAAGCAUAAGGAUAUGUCAACGGUUUACGUCGCCGAUGCAGAAGAUGGCCCGGCGGUACAGGGACGGAGCAGGAGAGUGGCUGGAAGUGAUCCAAGAGUUUGCCAUGGCACCUUGGGAGGGCCGGAUCCGCGUCGUGUGUGAUGUGGACCGAGACGAAGCAGCAGAGGCUGCAAGAACGGCCCGAGGCGUGGUUAUCUCGACGAGCUCUUCGGAGAGGGGAGGAAUGGUUGGUAUGGGGGGUUACGUGGAGUAUGUGACGGCAAAGGGCAAGAGGGAUGUGUUGGUCCGGUUCUCGGUCACGCUGGGGCCGCGUGAGGAUGUGAACCCGUACAUGGCCGAGCUGGAGGCAAUGGCAUGGGCAUUUCGAUACGUGCCGGUGAAGCUGCCGCACAGGAACGUGGUCAUCGUCAGCAGCAAUAGGGCAGCCGUUCAAGUGGUAGGACAACCUCGACAGCAAUCCGGACAACGGGCAGUCCAAGAGGUGUACAGGCAGGCGAGGCUGCCGCAUCUGCGAGAUGUGCCGGUGUCAGUGCUGUGGGUGCCGGCAGGGCAUGAGGGCUUCCGGCCGGGUGCGGCGGCCAAGACAGCGGCCCGCGAGGCUACGAAGGACGGGUGCGUCCGGGAAAAAGCAAGAUAUCAAGCACGAUCUACGAGAACCAGACUGCUGCUCGGCCAACAGCAACAGCAGCGGCAAAGGAUACCCAUCGGUGUAGGCCGGCAUUCGCAACGGAUCGACACAGCACUUCCGGGCAAGCACACGCGGACCAUUUAUGACGCUUUGAGUGCCAAGGAGUCAAGAAUACUGGUACAAUUGCGAACAGGAAAGUGCAGGCUCAACAGGUACCUGCACAGCAUCAGGGCUACAGGUUCGGACCAAUGCAGCUGCGGCCAAGCCGCAGAGACAGUCGAGCAUUUCCUGUUUCGGUGCAGACGUUGGAACUCGGAGAGGGAAGACAUGAUACGGUACGAGCGGACCAAGGUUGGAAACUUGUCUUUCUUCCUGGGAGGCAAGUCUGGAUCGGAUGGCGAGGGGUGGAAGCCAGACAUGGCGGCAGUCCGAACAACGAUCAAGUUUGCAAUGGCAACAGGAAGGCUGGAUGCGGACAUUUGA